This is a messenger RNA of Acanthaster planci (crown-of-thorns starfish), 1352 nucleotides long. It is a transcript of the gene tmem19, whose product is annotated as transmembrane protein 19. Lineage: Eukaryota; Metazoa; Echinodermata; Asteroidea; Valvatida; Acanthasteridae. The record is from RefSeq and is a predicted model, not a curated record. Gene Ontology annotation, cellular component: membrane.
CCCCAAAAGUGAGGGCGAUCAGGUGGUUAAAACCUACCUCCAGCUCCAUGAAACCAAAGAAGACGUCUUCUUGCCGUUUCACCCACGACACUGUCUCAUUUUCCCUUUGCCAACACGGGACAAGCUAAAGAUAUGAUUUUCUUUGGGGCUUUACUGAGUGUAGUAAUCCCCCUGUCGCUGCUGGUAUGGGCGGUUUCCAUGCUUGGAUUUACGUACAUGGGAUCUGAAGCCCCAAUCUAUCCAAUUUCCCCAGGACGAUGGCUAUUGACUGUCACAUUGCCGCUUUUUCUUGCUGUCAGUGGCCUGCGAAAGAAGAACGUGACAUCUGGAGGGGCUGUCUUAGGUUACGUGGUGGGCUUCACCAUGCUCAUGGCUAGUUAUUCCUUCUUUAUGUCGCUCCUUGCAUUCUUCUACACUGCUUCAAAAGCGACCAAAUUCAAAGCAGAGAUCAAGAAGAAAAUUGAAGCUGACUACAAAGAAGGAGGGCAGCGUGACUGGCUGCAGGUCAUCAGUAACGGUGGCAUCCCCACCUCGCUGGCCAUCAUCUACCUGGUAGACAGUGGCUUCCGGGACCUGCCGCUGGACUUCCGCGCCCGCUACGACACCACCUGGACCUCCCUGGCCCUCAUGAGUGCUUUUGCCUGUUGCUGUGGGGACACUUGGUCCUCGGAGAUCGGCUCAGUCAUGGGGUCCCGGACCCCUCGGCUAAUCACCAACAUGUCCAAGGUUCCAGUAGGAACCAACGGAGCAGUCUCAUUUGUUGGCCUUCUGUCCAGCAUUGUGGGUGGCUUCAUGGUCGGCUGUGGUUUCUACAUUGGCCUUCUCAUCUCCUUCUCCAGUCCAGCGUUCAAAACAGCCACCCCUCAGUGGCCGGUGGUAGUGUUUGCAGCCAUAGCCGGGUUGCUGGGCUCACUGAUUGACUCCCUUCUAGGAGCUCUCUUCCAGUACUCAGCCUAUGACCAGAGGACCCACCGCGUGGUGAGUGUAGCCUCUUCCACAACAGAGCACAUAUGUGGCUGGCCCAUCCUGGACAACAAUGCGGUCAACAUGCUGUCCUCUCUGCUGACCUCCAUGAUCAUGCCAGGGAUCUGCUUUGCCUGGUGGCCCAUACCUACCUAGGAGAUGACUUCUACGAGUUCACCUGACAAGGAAGGAAAAAAAAAAAAGAAUGCUUCGUACCACCAACAAAUGGUCCUAUCUGUACAACAGUAUUAUACUUGAAUUGAGAAAUGAGAGUGGUUGAGGGGAGAAAACCCUGGAGUUACGAGUAAUUAUAAUGGGAAAAUCAGAUUUGGACACCAGAGUGACGGAAUGCCUUGUAGACAUGAAUAGAUUUUUUGCAGAGCUGUAAC